Bacidia gigantensis is the source of this 2589-nucleotide messenger RNA. RefSeq lists its product as uncharacterized. The coding region runs from base 1 to 2589 and encodes 862 amino acids. The transcript is spliced from 4 exons. Lineage: Eukaryota; Fungi; Ascomycota; Lecanoromycetes; Lecanorales; Ramalinaceae. The record is from RefSeq and is a predicted model, not a curated record.
AUGGAUGCAAAAGCGUCCUCCAUACGAGAGUGGGCAAGCAGGGCUUCUGGUGAUGAAGCAAUCUUGGACCAUGGAGCAGGAGGAACCAUCGCCCGUCUCUACAAGAUUUGUCACGAAUUUUGGAAAGUAUCCUGCAAUCCCAGAUCGCCAAAGAUCAAGCCUGGAAUCCCAGAAAGUCAUAUGCGAAAUGAGCUCGCUCGUUUCCAUCUUUGGGCAGUCGAUAUCAAUAUGGACACCAUAGAUAAAGCCUUGGACUUUUCCCCAUAUCUACAAAGUACGGUCUUACGGCGGCUGUUUGACAUUGGCACGCUACUUUCGUCUAGUGUUAUUGUGGAUGCCCCAGCACACGGCAUUCAUGAGGUGCGCCUUGAACUAAUGGUCAUGCUGGAUUCGUUAAAAGAUGGCUUUGCUGAGAUCAAGGACGAUUGCUCAAAUGAUAGCGAUUCAGAUACUAGCGACGGAGAAGUUUGUCUGGAGAAAGGAGUCUUUCACAUACCUGAGUCCAUUGCGUUCCACAUUAAGAGCUUGCUCGAAGCAACGCCUUCUAUCCUGCAAUGCUUCGAGCACUUGAAAACAGGAGUUCCGCUGGUUCCUCCUAUUGAAGGCUUUAUUACUUCAGGUCCAGCCCAGGCUUACAUUAUGCUUGUGCGAGACAAGUUUCCUAAAGCUUCAACUCAAUUGGUCGAGCGCCUGGGUGAAGCCAAUUGGCAGCGUCAUGCGGAAUUGCGUGAUUUUAAAGACGUUGAGGAAACAUGUGAUCCGACACCGGAGGUGGAGAUUGAGGUCUCAAAGCCAAUUUAUACAUUUCGUGACUCUGGGUACGAAUCGAAUCGAUCUGGGGAGAGUCGAUAUCCGGCUUCGAUCAUGUCUAUCAAAUCGCAUUCAUCCUUCAAAUCGGAUGAAACAAGAUCUUCUGCUACCAAAUUACGAGUUCCGUCUGUCCCUGAUGGAGUAGUGGAAGGUUCCGAACCAUGUCCAUAUUGCAGCGAAAAUCAAACGAACAUUGAUAGUCGAGUUAAAUGGAAGCGGCACGUUUUUUUUGAUCUACGGCCAUACAUAUGCACUCAUGAUGACUGCGCCGAAUACUUGACUCGAUUUGCAUUUCGUGAAGAAUGGGCAAAGCACGAGUUUUCACAACACCGCUACCAGACUAGAUGGAUUUGCCCUGAGUGUGAGACAUCACUUAGAGAUCCCGCAGCGUGGAGGCAACAUUUCAUGGAAGAACAUACACACGAUGAAGCUGCUAUAGAAGGCAGUUCGGUCGAAACUCGCCUAUGCGAAGCGCUGCAGGUUACACCUGGACUGGUAGAAACAGAGCAAUGUCAUCUUUGCCAUAACUUCUCAACUCCAAAUAAGCGGAAUUUUAUUGCGCAUGUCGGCCAACACAUGGAAGAGGUUGCGCUUCUCGCGAUACCUCGCCUUGAGAUGGAUGAUGAAGGCAAUUCAUCGGCAGACUCUGAAGCAUCAAUGAAGGUGAAGCUUACUGGAACUGAUAAGGUCCGAGAUCCAACGCCAUCAGAUGGGAAAGAGUCGCCCAUAUUACCUCCUCUCAUACCUGUCCUGCCGUGCCCCUUCGACAUCCUGGGUUGCAGACUUGAAUUUCAAUUAGAGCACGAGGCUGCAUGGAUUGAACAUAGCUUGGAUCAUUUCGUAACUAAUGGUCCAGAUGAAUAUAGAUUCGAGCCUCCGAAGGAGAACUCAUGUUGCUUUUGUGAAUGGACCUUCGGCUAUAAAGAUGGUAACGUUUCAUGGAGAGAACGAAUGCUACAUGUUGCGGGUCAUCAUCGAAUUGGUCAUACUCUCAAACAUGCUAGCCCUAAUUUCAAUCUCUUACGACAUUUCUGGCGGAAACGGGUUAUUGAUAAUGAAACUUUGACGAAACUAACGGGCAGAACACCAGAUCGGUCAUGGAUCGUUGGCGACCCCUCACCACCUGUGAUUGAGCCAAGGUUUUCAUCGGAAGAGCGCAGGCCAGAAACGUCAAAUGUUCACAGCACAGUGCUUGAUCCACCCCAGGAAAGUCAAAUCAAAGGCCAAGGCCAGCUUCCAAAAGUUGAGAACCGAGAACCACGAAGAAGCCGUAGGCAAGUGACGGACGAAGAACGAAGGCAGACAGCUGAGAAGCGUAUGGCGAGCUUUCGCUCUUGCACAUACUGCAGGAAAGCAAAAACUAAGGUCAGUAUUCAAUCCGUACGCAUAGCAUUUGUACUGACAUAUGCUGAAGAUCCAGGUCCUAUCACAAAGUCUGAGGUUGAAAAGUACGGGAGUGGCCAGGCAAAGAUCAACAAAACCCUUCCCCAAGAAUAUCUUGAAGCGGAGGAGAAAGGCGAUACUUUGACCUUCUCAAAAGCACUAGAACUUGCUCCAGACCAAAAUAUUGCACCGAAUGCCGCCCCCAAACUGCUGCAUCAGGAGAAAGACAGGGUGUGGAGCAGAAUCCGCCAUAACCCUACAACUUACAUUCUGACAAGGGAGGAAUUUGCGGUAUUAAAUUACUUCAAAGAUGACUUCGAAAAUGAACUCCUGUUUCGUUCAGCUGUGGCUCGAUUCUGGUCUAACUAUCAAGGAGAUCCCCGGACUGGUGGCUGA